Messenger RNA from Mya arenaria, 3245 nucleotides. RefSeq names its product RWD domain-containing protein 2B-like. Gene Ontology annotation, molecular function: protein binding. The coding region runs from base 50 to 973 and encodes 307 amino acids. NCBI's taxonomy places the organism in Eukaryota, Metazoa, Mollusca, Bivalvia, Myida, Myidae. The transcript is spliced from 4 exons. The record is from RefSeq and is a predicted model, not a curated record.
UAUUGCCUAAGUUGCCUCCCUUGUUUACUUUCAGUUUGACGUUGACAGUAUGGACAACCAUGGGGAGGAUGAUGCGGCUGGUACGGACAUUAAGGAAAUGUUGGGACUCCAGCUGUCCGAGUUUGAAAUGUUACAGAGUAUGUUUCCAAAUGACGGGGAAUUUUGUUUAGAUGACCAAACAGCAAUAGGGAGCAUUCAGACCUUCCUGAAUGGCAAACUGAAGUAUGAAUAUCUACACAGCAGGCUCGGAUUCACCGUCCAUAUUUCUCCAGGAAAUUGCAAGACAACAAUUGAGCUGGUUUGCCAACUCCCUCACGAGUAUCCUGCAGUUCCUCCUGUUGUGUUUACACGAGCUCCAAACAUGAAUCGUAACUCUCAUAGCCAGCUAAAUGAGGCACUCCACGAGUAUAUCAUCGGUCUUGACCGGGGAGAACUUUGCUUAUAUUCUGUGAUUGAAUGGUUACAAGAAAACUUGGAGAAGUUUGAAACUGAUGAAAGUCAUGAGAAAGAAGGGGAUGUUUUGAGUAAGUUGGAGAAAAUGAAAUUGGAAGAAGACAGCGUGUUCACACGUUUAUGGAUUUAUAGCCAUCAUAUCUACAGUAAGUUUAAGCGAAGGGAUAUCAUAGACUGGGCGUCUGAGUUGAAAUUGACUGGUUUCAGCCUGCCAGGGAAACCGGGUGUAGUUUGUGUGGAGGGUUACAGUCGAAGUGUGGAUGAUUAUUGGCAUAGAUUGAGAAGAUUGAACUGGAAGAAGUUAGUUGUAAAGGAAAAAGAAGGGCAAGACAUUGGUGACGGAAAUAUUGAGAAAUAUCGGAAGUUUGAAGGUUUUGAAGAAAAGGUGUUUGACGUUCGUGGUGGAAAGGGACGAGAAUACCACAUGGACCUUGGAAAAUUGUACGAGUUCUUGGAUUUACAUGAUUGCGGACAUAUUUUUCAGAUGUACUUUGGAGUGGAGGGAAAAAGCAACUCUUGAUGAUUGGCAUAGUUUAAUAGUCAUGCAUUGAAUAAAUGGCAUUACUAUUUUAAAUGUGCAAUGUUAUUGAUGAAAAUAUUUUUAAAAAAUGUGAUAGAAUGAAGCGCUGAUUUGUUUUAUAUGUUUCUGUUAUGCAUGCUGUACUCUCACAUAAUAUAUUUUUCCAAAUAAUUUGCAUUAAAGACAUACCAUUUUAGAAAUAUAUGUACCUUACUUCACCCAUGUCAAAUGGGCUUAAAACUUAGGUCUCGUAAGCAAUUUAGGUGUUGAAAUAGCCAUCGUUAAGUUCUUGUUUUUCAAUACAUUUUAGUGAAAAAAUACAGUCAUAUUGCAAUAGCCAUGGUGUUGGUGUUGUCAUUUGCAGUUGGCAUAGUGUGAACGCUUUCUUCUUUAUCUGUGGAUAAUCACAUUGAACUUGGUAAACAUUUUAUCAAAGCCAUUAAACUUGCUCAACUUUUGUUUUAAGUGAACUAAGACAACCAUAUAUUCUACCUUUUGUCAAUUUCAACAGUUCAAGGGCUACCGGUAUCGUGUCAUUUGAAAGUGAACCGUGCAAUCUAGCUGGUUAUUGAACUUUGUACAGAUAUCAUUUAAUGCCCAUAUGCUUUUAACUUAACCAACUAGUCCAAAUCAUGAGAUUACUGAAACGUCUUUCAGACUCGAGAUAUUUCCCAGUCAGUAGCCCCAACAGGCUUGUGAAAAUUUUCGUAUGUAAUCAUUACAAUCCGAUACAUUGAUUGCCAUUCUGCACAGGAAAUGAUGACAUAAUCAACAUGUCUAGUUCAUAAGUUACACAUUUUGUAAAAAUGACCAUGGAUAAAAAUAAUGCAGAAUGGUCCAGUCUGUGUGCAAACAACCAUGACUUGACAGUAGUGCAAGUGCUAAAAUUGACUGGUUACAUUUUGAAGAUUAAUUUGACUAUAUAUAAACAUAGUUAAAGUUUUUAUGAAAACAAAUUUUAACUCAAAUUUGUUCUUGCUAGUGAAAGUGGAUUCGAGUUAGUACAUUUUUCUGCCUACUGAAUGCGCUAGUGGACUAAAAAACAAUAAGUCCAUAAUUGGUGUUUAUAUUACUACCGGUUGCAGAUGACUCAACAUUGCAUGAAACCGGUAGUAAUAUAAACACCAUUGAAAGUAAACUACAACGACAUCUUAAUCUCAUUGUCGAUUGGUGCCAAAUAAAUUACAUGUCACUGCAUCCAUCUAAAUCCAAGUGUAUGGUUAUCGGAACUAUAUAUAAAACAAAACAAGUUAGUAAAUUAAAUCUUACAAUCGAUGGAACAGCAUUAGAAAAUGUGACUGUGCAAAAACUACUUGGAAUCUAUAUAGAAAAUAACCUCAAAUGGCAUCCGCAAAUAGAAAUUGCUUGCAAAAAAAUCAACUGUAAAAUCUCACUUUUGAAACGUAUAUUGUUCUACCUCAAUGCUGAGAUGAAACGUUUGUUUUACAAUGCAUAUAUCCUUCCAAUUUUAGAUUAUUGUUGUCAUAUUUGGGGCAAAGGAAACUCAAGUUACUUACAUAAAGUUAAAUCCUUGCAAAAUAGGGCUGCAAAAAUAAUUCUUAAAAUUCCUAAACGAUCAUCUUCGAACGGAUUGUUACAAGAACUUCAGUGGCUAACAUUUAAAGACAGGUGUAAAUAUCACUGCGCAACCCUGGUCUAUAAUACCCUUAGUGGAAUGGCCCCGAGGUAUAUGUCUGAAUUGCUAACCUUUGCAAAUAAUGAACACUAUUCUCUAAGAUCAACUUCAAAACAAGAUUUAGUUUUGAUACAAACACCGCGAACUAACUAUUUCAUGGAUUCCUUUUCGUAAUACAGUAUGAUGGUUUGGAAUACUAUUCCAGAUGAAAUACGAAAUGCAAAAAAGUUAAACACAUUUAAGCAUAAUUACAAAGUGCACCUCCUGAAAUGUGCAUAUCAUUAGUUUCAAAAAGGUAUAUUAUCUUUUCAUUAUCAUAAAGAUUGAAAUAACUGUUUUAUAAAUUGUUGUGUUUUAUUGAGUGUCUGUCGGCGUGUACAUGAUGUAUAUUGAAAUAAUUGUUAUUUUAAUUAAACAUGAUUUGUAUAGAAUAAUUAUAUUCAAAACAUCAAUAGUUCUUGUAUACAAAUGUAUAAGUGCGAUGCAGAUGUUUUAUGAUUUACCAAAUGCAUUUUGUUUUUGUUUGUUUGUUUUUCUUCAUAGAAGGCCACAUUGUAAAUAUGAUGUUGUUAUGGUUGAACCUGUAAUUAUGUCAUAAUGUGUCUAUACCUUCUCUAAAUAAAGAUAUUAUUAUUA